CCAGUCUUCACAAGUAUGCUUAGUAGCUUGCUCCAUUUCCCGGGCUAUGGGCUGUGCUUGGAGGGCAAAGAUGCAGUGCCUCCAUUUAUUGAUCGAAGAUGGAGAGAGAGGGCUCAGCAGCACCUGAAGGCUCUACAGCAGCUUGCAGUAGGUCAAACUUCUCUUCAAAUACCCCAAAUGGUGUAUGAAGAUCCUGAUGUUACUGGAAGGAAUCGCUACAAAUAUUUUGCAAGACCUCUUGUCCCUCCUAACAAGCUGCUUCCACUAGAUGUUUCUUACGUGAUUGCAAAGACAGAGCCCAAUGUCUAUUUAUCUACAAGAGACAGCGAGAUCUUUGGUCCCAAAAUACGAACUUUCGGCACACAGACCGAUUACAGGGAUGGUGAAGCCCAGACAGAUCCAUAUUCCCCUGAAUAUGUAGUUCCCAGUGGCUCAGUCCCCGAGCUUCUGACACUUGCUACUCUCACUUGGGGCCGGGGGCUACCAGCAGGACUAGCCGAAGUGGAGAUGAUUGAACGUGCCCGGGAAAAACGUGCAUGGGAAGCAACUCUUCCAGCCAUGGACAGUGCCUCGAACAUUGCAAAGAGGAGGAAAAUGAUGGAUGAAAUGGAGAGGAAGGAAUGGGCUUUUAGAGAACAGGAAAUAGAAAAAUUGCAAGAGAUUCGACUGGAAGUCUUUAAGAAGCUGCUGCAGAGGCGAGAGGAGAAACAAAAUGAGCUGGAUGCCAAGCGCUUGGAUGACCACUGGCAAAAUCAUCAGAAGGCUAAAGAAGAGAAAAUAAAAAAGAUUCAGCGUGAUUUUGCACUGAUGCUCAGGAAACUGAUAGCUAAGAGGAAGAAUGUGAUGGGGAAGCUGGAAAGACGCGAUAUCAUCAAAGAGUAUACUGACUUUGCAUCACAAACAUAUGCUCCUUUAUCUAGGAUUGGGUAUUUCCCAGACAACCAUUCUGAACACUACGUUGUAAAAAACUUCUAUCUUAACACCUUUGCAGGACUGUGCGAACUGGAAGCAUCUCUCCCAGAUUCUGUCACCCAGGUCAAAAUUAAAGCUCCAAAGCCUAAAAACAACAUCACUAAGACUGGAUAUAUUAAAAGAUCAGCAAGGCUAGAAGUGGAGCUGGCACUGGUUCACCAGGCACUGUUGGAGAAGAAGAAUAAAGUCAAGGAGCCAAAGAAGCCUCUUCACUUCCUUGAAAAAGUAGAAAAGCCUGUCCCUCGUCCCCCCACUCCAAUUUUGGAAAAACCAUCAAUUGAGGAAGAGGAAAGAGAACUGGCAGUGAUCUGCUUGCAGAAAUUGCUCCGAGGCAGGGCUAUUCAGAACAAGAUGUUUGAAGAGAAGGAGAAGAGGCUGGAACUGAUCCAAGAGCUGCGCACCACUCAUGCACUUCAAGAGAAUGGACAACUGCUUCUGAAAGCACAGGAGAAAAUGAUCCGGGCCUUACAGCAGCAGCAUGACUUGAAAAUGCACAAGCUGUCAUCAAUGGAAAGCCACUUGGCCCGGGAAGAAGGAAGGGCACUGGCAAACAUGUUUGAUUUCCUAUCCAAAGAACUGCUGAGGCUGCAAGAAGAGCGGAGGAUCCACGCUUUUGUCAUGCUGGCUGAGAGGACCAGGCGGAUGCGGGAAGCAGAGGAGAGUGGGCGCCGACAGGUGGAAGAGAGGCAGCGGCAAGAGGAAGAUGAGAUCUUCAGACAGGUGGUGAAAAUGCACCAGAGCACUGUUGACUCCUACCUGGAAGACAUUAUCUUAAGUAGCAUGGAGAACACAGCUGAAGAGCAAGCAAGGGAAGAAGUUCAGAGGAUGGCUGUAGAAAUCAAUGACAUUGCUUAUGAACUGGAAAGAAGUCGAACUCACCUACAGUCAGAAGAGAUUGUAGCAGAGCUGGUUUAUGCUUUCCUGAUACCAGAGAUUGAGAAAAUGUCUAUCAGAGAAAAAGUGAGGCAAUCCCAAAGAAAACACAUCUAUGCUGCUCAUCAGAUCAUCCAUGGGAGUGUGGAAGAGCUAUUCGCUGAUCCAGCAUUACACCAGGAGAUGCCUGCCAGCAAGAUGAGGGGAGCUCCUCCUGUUGAGACAGCCAGCACUGCUUUGGGCAGGACAAACAGUGGACAGACUGUGGCUGAUUGCUCUCACUCUGCCCCAGUUGCACAGGGUGUGUGUAAACCUCUGCGUGAAGAGAGCCCACAGGAGCCAGCAGUGAGCCCUGCUGAUGGACCAGACAAAGAUGGCACGGCCUCCUAGAGAUAUGAAUACAGUGAGUUUCCCUUCCCCUCACUGAUCUGAGCUCAGAGCGUAGGGAAGGAGAUAGAAGCACGUUACAUUUACUUUUUCCAAGGUGUCCAGAAUGCAAAAUUCAUUAUUUGACCCUUCAACUGCCCACCAGCUAUGCUGUCUUGGAACCAAACAACAGUGUGACAGUCCCAGUCCAACCCCUUUACCCAUUGACCACUGAACCUCAUUAGCGAAUUUUUCUCUUCUAAUUAUUAGAGAAGUUUGAGUGAGAGACCACUUUUGAUAUUCUUACUUGUAUUCCUGGAGCAGGCCAACAGUGAUGUGCUCCUGAGCUUUUGAUGGUGCUUCCUUUUAUCA
This is a messenger RNA of Lagopus leucura (white-tailed ptarmigan), 2583 nucleotides long. RefSeq names its product cilia and flagella associated protein 91 (gene CFAP91). Gene Ontology annotation, cellular component: cytoplasm. The coding region runs from base 16 to 2235 and encodes 739 amino acids. The record is from RefSeq and is a predicted model, not a curated record. Gene Ontology annotation, biological process: glycyl-tRNA aminoacylation. The transcript has 15 exons. Gene Ontology annotation, molecular function: glycine-tRNA ligase activity; ATP binding. Lineage: Eukaryota; Metazoa; Chordata; Aves; Galliformes; Phasianidae.